Messenger RNA from Menidia menidia (Atlantic silverside), 450 nucleotides. NCBI's taxonomy places the organism in Eukaryota, Metazoa, Chordata, Actinopteri, Atheriniformes, Atherinopsidae. The record is from the annotation of a GenBank genome assembly.
AUGGACGGGGAGCUGGCCUCAUCAUGGAGGUCAGAGGCCCUCCUGUCCAGCCCAGGAGGAUCCAGGUCCAUCAGAACCAGGAACUGGGGGCCCCCUUUUCUGAUGGAGAUCCUCACUGAGCUCUGGGCUGGGGCCGAGGCCGAGACCGGCCCGCCGCCGAGGGGGGCGCGCUCCACCGCCUGCCAGGAGCACGCCGACCUCCACAGGCGCCUGGAUGUUGUGGAGAAGGUGCGGCUUUCCACUCUCGGCCUCCAAACCAUCAGCCCCGUACACAUAUGCCGCGCCUUCUGUCCCACGCAGGGGGUGGAGAACACGGUGGAGAAGUUGGAGGCGGAGCUGGCUGCUCUUCUGGAGGCCAUCGACGCCCCACAGUGGCGCCCCCUACUGGACAACAGGGGAGAGACAAUGGUGGACAUCCUGCAGGAUCCGGACCAGAGGCCCCGGUCCUGA